GCGUGCUCGUGCUCGUCUGCGCGCUCACACCGUCCAUUGUGUUUUUAUCAACAAGGAGACCACCGUGGCCUUACGGGUAAACUGAGCUUGAACACAGACAAUUGACUGCGGAACCAUGUCGGACGAACAAGAAAUAAUGUGCAAGUUGGAAAACAUCCUGGAAAUACGGAACAAGACGGUCCAGAUGCAGAAGAUCAAGUCUCGUCUCAAGACCGAGUUUGAUGCUCUGGAGUCUGAGGAGAAGCACCUGAAGGAGUACAAGCAAGAGAUGGAGCUGCUUCUGCAGGAGAAAAUGGCACAUGUGGAGGAGCUGCGGCUCAUCCACGCAGACAUCAAUGUGAUGGAGAGCACCAUCAAGCAGUCGGAGAAUGACCUGAAUAAGCUGCUAGAAACUACUCGGCGCCUGCACGAUGAGUACAAACCUCUGAAGGAGCACGUUGAUGCCCUCAGGAUGACUUUAGGCCUCCACAGACUCCCCAACCUGAACGAAGAAGAGGAGAAGCUCUCCCUGGACUACUUUGAGAAGCAGAAAGCCGAGUGGCAGAAGGAGCCGCAUGAACCCGCCAUUCCAGAAUCCCUCGCUGCCGCUGCAGCAGCAGCGCAGCAGCUCCAGGUUUCCAGGAAGCAAGAUGCGCGUCAGACGGCUACGUUCAGACAGCAACCCCCACCCAUGAAGGCUUGCCUGUCCUGCCACCAGCAGAUCCACCGUAAUGCUCCCAUCUGCCCGCUGUGCAAGGCCAAGAGCCGCUCCCGCAACCCGAAGAAGCCCAAGAGGAAGCCCGACGAGUAGAUCCCACUUCACCUUCAGCCUCGGUCGGCUUCAAAGGGACCUGGUCCAACACACUGAUCUAGGAUCAGCCCUGUUCAUCCCCAGUGUGGCUGAAAUCACGGAUCUGUGCUUCAGGACAAUGUCCACAGUCCCCCCCACUUUAACAAAUUGUCUUAGUACCUUUUUCAUAAACCGUCAACUGAAAAUGGAUGCAGAACGUGUUAAUGUCCUCAUGUUGUUUGGUUUUGAUCAGUGCUUUGGAUGUUUAUAUGUAAUUGUACGACUUCGAUACUAACCACGUAACUGCAACAAUGCAAAAAGGAACUUGAUAAAAUUUCUAAAUCAUUUUGCCCAUGUUGCUACUGUUUGUUUGUUUUUUGCCUUAGAUAUUGUACUUUCAC
Molecule: messenger RNA, 1170 nt
Organism: Anarrhichthys ocellatus (wolf-eel)
Lineage: Eukaryota; Metazoa; Chordata; Actinopteri; Perciformes; Anarhichadidae
Gene: zc4h2
Product: zinc finger, C4H2 domain containing
Exons: 5
Coding region: 116-790 (224 amino acids)
Biological process (GO): positive regulation of neuron differentiation
Cellular component (GO): nucleus
Source: RefSeq, a predicted model, not a curated record